CCUGCCAGAGGCCAUGUUUGACCGGCUGCUGACGGGCCCCGUGGUCAGGGAGGAGGGCGUCCGACGCCGUGGACGGCGACCCAAAUCUGAGAUCGCCAAGGCGGCGGCCCAGGUGGCGGCGGCACAGGCUGCCCAGGCCACCGCCGCGUCCUCUGCAGGAGGAGGCAUCAACCCCCUGCUGCUCAACAGUCUGUUUGGAGGCAUGGACCUCAGCCUGCAGUCUCUCCAGUUAGCUGCGGGCCUCAUGGCCUUCCCCGCACCCACCGACCCCAAGCAGGCCGCCUCCAUGCUGCCCCUCAUGCUGCCCGCCAUGGGGGCGCUCCCCAACAUGUUUGGCCUGGGCGGCCUGUUCCAGAGCAACUUGGCCUCCAACUCCGCCUCAGCCUCCACCUCCGCCUCCGCCUCCGCCAACACCAACGGCACCGCUGACGGCGAGGCGGAAGACGGCAGCGCGUCGAAGAGGAAGGAAGAGGACAAAGAUGGAGGUGAGGAGGUUGAGGAGGAGGAGGCAGACGAUGGCAAUGAGGGAAAAAAUAUUGCAAAGAAGAAGAAAAGCCAGAAGGAGGACGAGGAGGAGGCGGAGAAAUCCCAAAGCAACAUGCCAGAUAGUGAUCCUGCGGCCAUCAACAGUGACGCCGCCGCCUUGCUGGCUGCCGCCGGCAUGUCCGCCAAUUCUCUGGCGUUCAACCCUUUCCUCCUCUCCACCAUGGCGCCCGGCCUCCUCUACCCCUCCAUGUUCUUACCUCCGGGCCUGGGCGGCCUCGGCCUGCCUGGCUUCCCCAGCACCUCCACUCUGGCCGACCUCCAGAGCGCCAUAGGGGUACUGGGGGGCAACGCCCUGGCCGCCAACCCCAACAGGGACAACAACAACGACGACGCAGCGGGGCAGCAAGCGGUGGCACAGGAGGAGGAAGAGGAGGAGGAGGAGGAGGAGGCGCGGGGAGCAGAAGGAGACCUAACCGAGGAGAGAGCAGCUGCAACAGAGACCAGGAGCCAAGAAUCUCUUGUGGAGGAGGCGGGGCCAUCUCCACACCAGGACUAAAGUGACCCCUGACCUCUGCCACCUUUACUCAUCUAGCCUAUGUUCUUUCUUUCUGGGCCAGGUGUGUUACCUGAGAGGCAGCAUUAAGUUAAAUCUUUAGUCUAGUCAGGGAAAAUCCUCUCUUGCUCAAAGACUGUCGGCCAGUUUUCAUCUUCCAGUAGUGCUUCUCUUCUAGGACGUCUUCAGAGGAGGAAGGCCAGUGCGGGCGAGCUCAUGUAGCCAACGCUUCUCCACACACACACACACACACACACACACACACACACACACACACACACACAGCUGCCCUCGUACUGUUACCCAGUCACACACUGUUUGAAUUCCAGUCUUUCCACUGCCGGUCUUGGAUCCUUGUGUGAAGGAUCCUCAGGGAGACCCUUUUCCAGGUGGCCCAGUUCUACGUUCCGUCACGUCCUGCUACUUUCCAACACGCUUGAAGACUUUAGUCCCACACUGACACCAGACCUGCCAGACCAGGACUGAAACACAACGUGCUUCGAAGUCAAUGAAGUUCAGCUUCUUUUUCUUUUUUUUUUUUCUUCUUUAUUUUGAAAUAGUUGAAAAGCGAGCGUGGUGCUGGCUUUGUGAAGCUGCUGUUGAGACAAAGCCAGCACCACGCCACCUUCAAAUACUUUUAACUACAUUCAAAGACAAAUUGUGUCCAUCUUAAAAGCAUUCACUACCACCGCCAGCCCAGCACACACACACACACACACACACACACACACACACACUAGUGUGUGUCAUGCUGAGACAGCAAUAACUAUGGCAGCUUUUGAAUGUUCCAACAUAACUCGCCCAACACACACACACACACACACACACACACACACGCAGACUGUAUGAAUUAACCACAAGUGUCGUAUUAAAGAACUCAAAAACUGUAACUGAUAAGUACUGCAAUCAAUUUUGUCUCACUUUGUUCCUGUUGAUGCACUGGUGUUCAAAUAAUCAGGUACCUUUAUUACUUAGCUACUUUUCUUGGAGAUAAAUGGACUUUUUGUUACUUUUAGCCAGCAAGCUGAAGAGCAUUACCUCAAAAUUCUUAUCUAGCCUUGAAGUUUACAGACUUAUAAUGUAAAUGUUUUUUUUUCGUUUUUUUUUCUUAUUUCAUUUUUGUUUUCCUUUUCUUUUUUUGGGUGUGUCGUUUUUUGUUUUUGUUUUUGGAGACAUCAUGUAUGAUGAAUUGUAGCUAUGAUGCUUUUAAUAAAAGUGAAUCAUGAUAUUCGCCUAGGAAACCAAA
Messenger RNA from Nerophis ophidion (straightnose pipefish), 2285 nucleotides. RefSeq names its product chromodomain-helicase-DNA-binding protein 7-like. NCBI's taxonomy places the organism in Eukaryota, Metazoa, Chordata, Actinopteri, Syngnathiformes, Syngnathidae. The transcript is spliced from 2 exons. The record is from RefSeq and is a predicted model, not a curated record. The coding region runs from base 14 to 1042 and encodes 342 amino acids.